Pungitius pungitius (ninespine stickleback) is the source of this 1439-nucleotide messenger RNA. RefSeq names its product upstream transcription factor 1 (gene usf1). The record is from RefSeq and is a predicted model, not a curated record. Gene Ontology annotation, molecular function: protein dimerization activity; DNA-binding transcription factor activity, RNA polymerase II-specific; RNA polymerase II cis-regulatory region sequence-specific DNA binding. Bases 16 to 1050 code for a protein of 344 amino acids. Lineage: Eukaryota; Metazoa; Chordata; Actinopteri; Perciformes; Gasterosteidae. The transcript has 11 exons. Gene Ontology annotation, biological process: regulation of transcription by RNA polymerase II.
AACGUCUUGUCGCGCAUGCGCAUUGCAAACAGGAACUUGGGCUCUGUUGACAAAUAUCGGGGGAGGGACCACUGCGGCUCUGGCUGUGGGUCUCUUCGUCCACGACGGUCGGCAGCGAUGAAGAGCCAACAGAAGAGCCCCGAGUCAGAUGGCAGUGUUGCUGUCAACGAGGAAGGCUCCGUGGCCACGGCCGAGGACCCGGCAGCCAUCGCCGCCAUCCAGUCUGCCGCCACCUACACGGACCAACCCAUCAAGUACCUCUUCAAGACGGAGGGGGCCGGCGGCCAGGUGACCUACAGAGUGAUCCAGGUGUCCGAUGGGCAGCUGGAGGGGCAGACGGACGGGGGCGCCGCCGUCAGCCUGGUCUCGGGUUUCCCAACAACCAACCCGAACAUUACCCAGGCCGUGUUCUCUCAGCCCGACGGGACGGAGGGCGACGGCGCCGCCGAGACGCAGUACACGUACUACCCCGCCACCAUCGCCGACGCCACCACGGGCGCCAUGGUGACCACGGUGCAGGCCUCUGACUCGCUGCUGGGGCAGACCACGCCCACCGGGCAGGUCUACGUGAUGAUGUCCCCCCAGGACGUCCUGAACGGGUGCAACCAGAGGACGAUCGCCCCUCGCUCUCAGCCUUACAACGCGAAGCAGGAGGCUCCUCGCGGCUCCCGAGACGACAAGCGGCGCGCGCAGCACAACGAAGUUGAGCGGCGGCGCCGAGACAAAAUCAACAACUGGAUCGUGCAGCUGUCGAAGGUCAUCCCGGACUGCAACAUCGACUACACCAAGACGGGACAGGUGAGCUCAGAGAGCAAGGACUCGCUCACACAGAGUAAAGGAGGAAUCUUGUCCAAAGCCUGCGAGUACAUCAAGGAGCUCCGGCAGAGCAACCUGAAGCUGGGAGACGACAUCGGCUCUCUGGACCGCCUCCGGGUGGACAACCAGCUGCUCCGCCAGGAGGUGGAAGACUGGAAGUCCAAGAACCAGAUCCUGAGGAACCUGCUGCGACAGCACGGCAUCGUGGGCUCCUCCAGCACGGAGCCCCAGUGAGGGGCCGGGACCCCCGAAACACAUCCAGGCGUCUUCGACUCGUCGCACAACCGUCAAUCUGAUCUCUGGAGCUUUUUGCUAAAUCUGUUCUCGGGUCAAUAAAACCCGAUCAUGAUAACCCGAUAGAGAGGUGAGAUGUUUAUCGCUCUCAUCCUCAUGUUAACCUUCUUCUCUGUAGAAACGUUUGUGUCCAUGCUUCGGCUCGUCGGGGCCGACGUCCUUUCCUGCUCUUUAUUUUCUGCCUUGUAUUUGUUUUUGUACGUUUCAUGGGUUGAAUGCUCAUUACAUUGCAACAAUGUAACUCACUUAAUAAGCGGGGGUAGUGUAUAAGCAUUGCAUUGUAGGUAGGCUAUGUAUGUCUUUAUAAUAAACAAAUAAAAAACAGGAAA